GUCGACCUUGAAGGCUGUGUGUAUGGUGUAGGGUGUUCACUUUGUGCAAACGACAGCAAGUCAGUUGUGUGUAGUUUGCGCAGCGUUACCUACUGCCUUAGCGCAAUCCAAUAUUUCUGACUAACUGACAAAAGUUGUACCGAUCAGAAGCAGCUACUCCGUUCAGUUAGUAAAAGCAAUGUCAUACAAGGAAUCUCUUGGAUAUAAAUGCUUUGUUGUGGCAUGCGUUUUGCUAGAGGUCGGUCUCUACAGCGUUCCAGUUCUUGGCUGGCCUUCUCUAGUUUAUAUCUUCAGGGAGGAGAAGUUUUUCGUCGAGCUUUGUGGUUUUGCUGACGAGAGCAAUGGCUUUAAUAGCACGAGCGGGAAUCACACUUACAUGUACCUCGGCUGCCCCGGGGAGAGAGAAUGCUCCUCCCAGGAGGAAAUGCUUAACCUGAUCUACACGACAGCUUUAGUGUCCCUUGUUGCCAUGACACCAUUGGGAUACGUUUACGACCAUUUUGGAACCACGGUGAUUCGUAUCAUAUGCAUGAUAUUAAACGUUGGUGGAGCAGUUUUAAUGGCAUUCGCUCAGAGAGGUACCGAGUGGCUGUUAUUUCCGGGGGCCGCCUUCCACCUUCUGGGCGGUAACAUGUACACUGUGACUGGGAUGCAGAUGCCCCAGUUGUUCCCGUCCAGAAAAAAUACCCUGGGGACCCUGAUGUCUGGGGUAUGUGGCAUGAGCACGUUUACCUUUGUACUAGUCAAGAUCGCUUAUGAUAAUCACAUAUCUCACAAGGCGUCUUUACUCUGUCUUGCCGGUGUCUCGUUUGUUAUUAGCACGGUCACGACGAUUGUCCUUCCUCCAAGAGAGAAGAAAGGAAGCGACAAUGACAAGGAAAAACUUCAGAAGGAAUUGGAUUAUGUACCAAGUUCAUUAGCAGACCAUAAAAAACACACCAUCGACAGGAAUGGUCCCGUUUUCGUCGUUGCACUUACGUGUAAAAAUCACGAAGAGACGAAAGCUAGCGGGAUUCAUGACGAUGUUGCAGAUAAUAAAAAAACCGAAUCAAAUGGCGAAAUUACUGAGAAAGGAGAAGGAUCAACAAUCAUUGGCGAGUUAGCAAGACAAAACAGCACUGUGGAGUUGCUGUCAAAAGAUAGCUUUGCGUCCCUGGAAGCGGUUGCCGUGUCUUCACCUGCAGAUAGGACAGGACACACAAAGACGUUCGGAGACAUCUUACGCAGCCCCAUAUUUUGGAUGACUGAAAUCUGGUUCGUGUGUAAUGUACUGCUAGGAGUGGCAUAUUUUGGCGGUUUCAAUGCGAUGGUCGUGUUCAGGAACACUGGGGAAAGCCACCGGACAAUCAGUCUGUACACAGAUGUGUUUGGCUAUCUGCAACUGGCAGGAGGCAUACCAUUGGCGUUAUUAACAGGGUUUCUUAUUGAGCGUUCCAGUCGAAAACAAAGUAGUGUCGCCAAAGAGGCCGAGCCGAAAGCGUUCCUGUUCUCGUUCCUAGUAACUAGCACUGCAGGGUUACUUGUAUGGGUCUCCUGCGUGAUACCGGUGCUGGAGAUGCAGUUUACCGCCAUGGCGUUCCACUGCAUUCUUGGAACUUUUACCUACGCCACACAUAUAGCUUUUAUUGCCUUUGCAUUUCCAUACGAACAUUUUGGAAAGGCGUUUGGCAUUCAGCGGCUGAUCGCCACGAUGGUGACGGGGCUGCAAUACCCAAUGUUUACCUGGCUAAAAGAUGGUCUGAAAGGCGAUCCGUUUUAUUUUAGUCUCAUGUUGGUGGGCGUGGCACUGCUGUCGUUCAGUCUUCCACUUUACGUGUUUGUCCAGGAGAGAAAAAUGAAGGCGGCGGUUUAGGUCAAGAUGGGCUAUUCAUUUUACCCGGGCUAAAACUGUUGUCUGUAAAGAACCGAUCAACGUAAUUAACAUAUGUCCAAAUGAAAAACAAAACUGAUAUUUGCCUUUUUGAUACUUAGGUUAAUUGUAAUAUUACUCCAAGGCGAGAAGAAUCAUGCGAGAGUUACUACGAAAUGGGAGUCACUUAUACCCUCUACUAGGGCUACACGUUAACUUUUAACCAAAUAUUCACAGAUAUUUCUCUCAUUUAUGUUCUGCGCUUUUCUGUACUGUCAUUUAAAUAUAUAUGUAUUAAAUGGCACGGGUUGACUUUAUAUAUGUCCGCUUUUUACAGCUGAUUUGUUAAGAUUCAGUGCUCCUUUUACAUAAUUCGCAUAUGCAUUGAGGUAAGAAAAUUCAAAGACAAUUUAAUUUUCAGUAUUUUGGCACACAGACUCGCUUCAUUGUGUUAACGUUCCUUUUAUGACUGAAUAUCGGCCAAAACUAGCUGUGUAUUGGGCAGCAAAAAGAUAAAUAAUAAUAAUAAUAAUAAUAAGAUAAAUAAUAAUACUAAUAAUUAAACUGGUCAAAUAUCACAACAAAUGUCUUUCAUGUCAUAUAUAACCUGCUGUUAACAGCGGUUUCCCUACUGGUCUUCGUGCAAAAUAACCGGCUUG
This is a messenger RNA of Lingula anatina, 2508 nucleotides long. Its product is annotated as equilibrative nucleobase transporter 1. Lineage: Eukaryota; Metazoa; Brachiopoda; Lingulata; Lingulida; Lingulidae. The record is from RefSeq and is a predicted model, not a curated record.